Cetraspora pellucida is the source of this 909-nucleotide messenger RNA. The record is from the annotation of a GenBank genome assembly. Lineage: Eukaryota; Fungi; Glomeromycota; Glomeromycetes; Diversisporales; Gigasporaceae.
AUGCUUAAAACAAAAGCAUUUUCAAUAUAUGAAAAAUUAAAAAAUAGUGGUAUAGAAUUUCCAACUACAUUUGAGGCAUCUAAUGGUUGGACCAUAUCUGAAGAAAGUGAAUCAGCUGAUAAAGCUGCAAUUGAAAGCCUUUAUUUUUGUCUUGGACCAAAUAAAACACUUGCAUCUAAAAGUGAUACUGCUAAAGGAUAUAAAAAAGACAAGUCAUGUCUUACUAUACUUCUUUGCUAUAAUGCAUCAGGAACUCAAAAAUUUAAACUAUUUGUAAUUGGCAAAAGUGCAUAUCCAAAGUUGCACAUUCAAGUCCUAAUUGCAAAUAUUAAAUUAGAAUUUUUACCAUCUAAUACUACAUCAAUAGAUGAAAUAGAAAGUGGAAAAUCAAUUGAACCAAUCAAUAUAAAAGAAGCUAUUUAUAUGAUUUCUGAUGCUUGGAAACAAGUAUUGCUGUCAACAAUUGUUCACUAUUGGAAGAAAACAAAAAUAUUUCCAUUAGAGAUAAAUUUAACUACUGAUACAAGUAAUAAUAAUGAUAUCAAUGAACUUGAGCAGUUAUUAGAAGAAUUAGAAAUGUCAUAUGAUUAUAUUAAAUUAUCAGCUGAAGAAUAUGUAGAAGUAGAUAAGCAUUUGCAAAUAAUAGAUAUACCAACUGAAGAGUCUAUUGUUCAAAAUAUUCUUAAAGAGCAAGGUUUGAUUAAUGAUGAAGAUUCAAAUAAUGAAGCUGAUAAUGAAGAGGAGGAAAAAAUUAUAGAUGAUUUAGUUUUAUAUAAUAAGGAAAAAAAGGCAUUAGUAGUAGCAAAAAAAUAUCUUAAGCAAUCGCAAUUUGCUACUAAGAAUAAUAUUUAUUUGCUGCAACAAAUUAUUAAAAAAGCAGAAAGUUUUUACCAAUCUAAACUUAAGUAA